Messenger RNA from Rhizophagus irregularis DAOM 181602=DAOM 197198, 2194 nucleotides. The record is from RefSeq and is a predicted model, not a curated record. NCBI's taxonomy places the organism in Eukaryota, Fungi, Glomeromycota, Glomeromycetes, Glomerales, Glomeraceae.
AUUCCUUUGAAAAAUUUUCUUGUCUUUUUUUACUUUGGUGAAAGUUCCUUUUUUACUUUAUAGAUAAUACUUUACAUACUUUACAUAUUUUUUUAUCCUCUCUCCUUAAUAUAACAAAAUGGUCAAAUUAUAUAAUGACUACCCAUCUUGCGACGAUAAAGCAAAAAGACUAUUUGAAGAAAUUAAAGAAAACAUUUACAAAGGAAAUGUUGGUCUUGUUGGAAAACAGGAUACGGAUUAUAGAUGUUGUUGCAAGUAUGAACAAGGUAAAGAUGCUGCAAGUCAAGCUUGUGGAGAAUUUGCAGGUUGCGUCAACCGUGAACUCUUCAUGGAAUGUCGAGAUGGGGAUUGUGCAACUGGCAAAUUUUGUCAAAAUAGAAGAUUUCAAAGAGCUGAAAAUGCAAAAGUCGAUGUGAUCCAUUUUGCACUCAAAGGCUACGGUCUAAGAGCAAUGGAACCAUUACGACCUAAUCAGUUUAUUAUGGAAUACGUUGGUGAAGUGAUUAAGAAUAGUGCGUUCUUUAAGCGCAUGAUAACUUAUAACAAGCAAGGACUGAAACAUUUCUACUUUAUGUCCUUACAGGCUGGUGAAAUAAUCGACGCAACAAAGUUCGGAUGUAUAGCCAGAUUUAUGAAUCACUCGUGCAAUCCUAACUGCUACAUUCAAAAAUGGAUGAUUGGUGAUCGAUACCGUAUAGGUAUUUUCGCAUUACGGAACGUCAGAGAAAAUGAGGAGUUAACCUUUGAUUAUAAUGCUGACCGAUAUGGUUCUCAAGCUCAGAAAUGUCAUUGCGGUGAAUCAAAUUGUCGUGGUGUCAUUGGUGGUACUAAAGAAACUAAUCUUAAUAUCAAAGACGAGGCCGAAAUUGAAGCUGAAUUAACAGAACCCAUUCGAAGCAUUGAUGAGGUCAAACAAUUUAUUAAUUUGAUGUACAAAUCUCUUGAACAACCAAGCAUGGUGCGACCGAUAUUAUAUAGGCUGAAAUUAACAGAAGAUGUCGCUAUUCUAAGGAUGUUUAUGAAACUUUUCGGAGGAAUUAUGCUUAAAUCCUACCUUUACGAAUUCAGAAAUGACGAUGAAAUUGUUUUCAAGACAUUAAACAUUGCGGAUAAGAUACCUUUCAAGUAUAGAGAUAGACGUGUUGAAACUUCACAUCUUAAAGAAUGGGUUUCAAAAUUUGAAAGUCGUAAUGAUCGCAUUGGUGCAAAAGCAAGAGAUUUAAUUGACAAAUGGGAUAAGCUUCCUUCAUGUGGCCCUGAAUUGAAUGAAUUACAAAAACAAGAUGUUAAUCAUACCUUGGAUCUGGCUGAUGAUGAUGAGGUUCAGAUUGAAACACCUUCUGUAAAAACAAAUAGAGAUAGAGAAAGUUUCAAUCAAAAUAAAGAUGAUCUCAAAGGAAAGCCAAUUGAACGUAACAAUUUGGGUCACACAAAUUAUACAAAUAAUAUUUCAGGACUUGCAAAUAAUUCAAGCGAUAAAGGCAGAACGCCUCAAGACCUCAAUCCCAAUCGAUACGAGUCAAGUCAUGACUUUUACAAUCGUUACAUGGAUAGCAAUGCAAUAUUCCAAUCUAUAUCUCAAUUUGAAUAUUGGUGCAAAACAUUAGGCUGUAAAGUUCCCUCUCCAGAUUAUUAUGACGGUAUUGUGAAAAUGAGACCUGAUAAUCCAUAUGGUUGCACGUACGCCCCUCGUCCGACUUUUAAUAUGAAUUACGUUAGCAAUUCUCGUUCACGAUUAAGCGGUAUUAAUAAUAGACGCUUUGUAAAACCAAGGAAUCAUUCUAUGGCCACAAAGACUACAUCUACAGAAGAACAAAAAGAUCAGUCACAGCAACCGCCACAAGAACAAUUGGAGCCACUUGCGCCCAAUUGGUAUGAAACUAAAGAUGAAUAUGGAAAAGUUUACUACUACAAUAAGUACACAUUACAAGCUUCCUGGGAGCGACCGGUUGUGAAGGAUGAUGUCAAGAGUUACGAUGGAUUUAGCCAAGCUGCUCUGCAGGCUAUAAUUGAACGUGCCGAGGCAAUGGCACGUGAAGCAGAAAAACAGAGAGAGCGAGCUGCAAGAGAGAAGGCUGAGGCUGAGGAGAAGGCAGCGCUUGAAGCUGCACAUGGAGUACCAUUGAACACUCCAAUGAACGAAAAAGAAUUUAAAAUGGCGGAUUUAUAAGUUAGUGAUUAAUUAUUGUAGUAG